AUGAACCACUCGCCGCUCAAGACCGCCUUGGCCUACGAGUGCUUCCAGGACCAGGACAACUCGACGCUGGCCCUGCCGUCCGACCAGAAGAUGAAGACCGGCACGUCGGGCCGGCAGCGCGUGCAGGAGCAGGUGAUGAUGACCGUCAAGCGGCAGAAGUCCAAGUCCUCCCAGUCGUCCACCCUGAGUCACUCCAACCGAGGCUCCAUGUACGACAGCCUGGCCGACAACUACAACAGCUACGGGACCAGCAGCCGGAGCAGCUUCUACUCCAAGUUCCAGGCGGGGAACGGCUCGUGGGGCUACCCGAUCUACAAUGGGACCCUCACGGAGGCUGACAACAGGCGCUUCAGCUCCUACAGCCAGAUGGAGAGCUGGGGCCGGCAGUACCCGCGGGGCAGCUGCACCGUGCCCGGCGCCGGCAGCGACAUCUGCUUCAUGCAGAAGAUCAAGGCCAGCCGCAGUGAGCCCGACCUCUACUGUGACCCCCGGGGCACGCUGCGCAAGGGCACGCUGGGCAGCAAGGGCCACAAGACCACCCAGAACCGCUACAGCUUCUACAGCACGUGCAGCGGCCAGAAGGCGGUCAAGAAGUACCCGGGGCGCCCACCCUCCUGCACCUCCAAGCAGGACCCUGUGUACGUCCCGCCCACCUCCUGCACCAAGGACCUGUCCUUCAGCCACUCCAGGGCCAGCUCCAAGAUCUGCAGCGAAGACAUUGAGUGCAGCGGGCUGACCAUCCCCAAGGCCGUGCAGUACCUGAGCUCCCAGGACGAGAAGUGCCAGGCCAUCGGGGCCUACUACAUCCAGCACACCUGCUUCCAGGACGAGUCUGCCAAGCAGCAGGUGUAUCAGCUGGGCGGCAUCUGCAAGCUGGUGGACCUGCUCCGCAGCCCCAACCAGAACGUGCAGCAGGCCGCGGCCGGGGCCCUGCGCAACCUGGUGUUCCGCAGCACCGCCAACAAGCUGGAGGCGCGGCGGCAGAACGGCAUCCGUGAGGCGGUCAGCCUCCUGAGGAGGACCGGGAGCACCGAGAUCCAGAAGCAGCUGACCGGGCUGCUCUGGAACCUGUCCUCCACCGACGAGCUGAAGGAGGAGCUGAUCGCCGAGGCGCUGCCCGUGCUGGUUGACCGCGUCAUCAUCCCCUUCUCGGGCUGGUGCGACGGCAACAGCAACCUGCCCCGCGAGCCCGUGGACCCUGAGGUCUUCUUCAAUGCUACUGGCUGCCUGAGGAACCUGAGCUCCGCAGACGUGGGCCGCCAGACCAUGCGCAGCUACACGGGGCUCAUCGACUCGCUCAUGGCCUACGUCCAGAACUGCGUGGCGGCCAACCGCUGUGACGACAAGUCAGUGGAGAAUUGCAUGUGCGUCCUCCACAACCUCUCCUACCGCCUGGACGCCGAGGUGCCCACGCGCUACCGCCAGCUGGAGUACAGCGCCCGCAAUGCCUACACCGACAAGUCCUCCACCGGCUGCUUCAGCAACAAGAGCGACCGCAUGAUGAACAACAACUAUGACUGCCCGCUUCCCGAGGAAGAGCCCAACCCCAAGGGCAGCAGUUGGCUGUACCACUCGGACGCCAUCCGCACCUACCUGAACCUCAUGGGCAAGAGCAAGAAGGAUGCCACCCUGGAGGCCUGCGCGGGCGCCCUGCAGAACCUGACUGCCAGCAAGGGGCUGAUGUCCAGCGGCAUGAGCCAGCUGAUCGGGCUGAAGGAGAAGGGCCUGCCCCACAUCGCUCGCCUCCUGCAAUCUGGCAACUCGGACGUGGUGCGGUCCGGAGCCUCGCUUCUGAGCAACAUGUCCCGCCACCCUGCGCUGCACAGGGUGAUGGGGGCCCAAGUGUUCCCAGAGGUGACCAGACUCCUCACCAGUCACACCGGCAACACCAGCAACUCGGAGGACAUCCUGGCCUCGGCCUGCUACACCGUGAGGAACCUGAUGGCCUCCCUGCCGAGCAUGGCCAAGCAGCAUUUCUCCAGCAGCAUGGUCAACAACGUCAUCAACCUGUGCCGCAGCAGCACCUCCCCCAAGGCUGCGGAGGCCGCCCGCCUCCUCCUGUCCGACAUGUGGUCCAGCAGGGAGCUGCAGGGGCUGCUCAGGCAGCAAGGCUUCGAUAGGAGCAUGCUGGGGACCUUGGCCGGGGCCAACAGCCUCAGGAACUUCACCUCCCGCUUCUGA
Messenger RNA from Budorcas taxicolor (takin), 2181 nucleotides. It is a transcript of the gene PKP1, whose product is annotated as plakophilin 1. Gene Ontology annotation, molecular function: cadherin binding. Gene Ontology annotation, cellular component: cytoplasm; plasma membrane; nucleus. Gene Ontology annotation, biological process: cell-cell junction assembly; cell-cell adhesion; intermediate filament bundle assembly. The record is from RefSeq and is a predicted model, not a curated record. Lineage: Eukaryota; Metazoa; Chordata; Mammalia; Artiodactyla; Bovidae.